GUCCAACACUGUUCUUUCAACUCUCUCGCCACUCGUUUGAUCCAAAACAUGAACAGGAUUUUCGGUUCCUCUGCAUCCAAAGCACCAAAACCAUCUCUCAGCGAUGCCAUCGCCUCUACAGACCAAAGGGCAGCAAGUGUGGAGGUAAAGAUAGCCAAACUCGACGCUGAGCUUGUACGUUACCGCGACCAAAUGGCCAAGAUGCGGAAUGGACCCGGUAAGAAUGCAGUUCAGGAGAGGGCCCUCAGAGUUUUACGCCAAAAGAAAAUGUAUGAGGCGCAGCUGGCACAGCUCACGCAGCAGUCAUACAACAUGGAAAGUGCAGCAUUGGCGACCGAGAACCUUCGGAAUACGAUGGCAACCGUGGACGCUAUGAAGACUGCUAAUAAGGAGAUAAGGAAGCAGUACGGGAAGAUUGAUGUGGACAAAUUAGAGUCGAUGCAUGAUGAAAUGUCGGAUUUACUUGAGCAAGCAAACGAGAUCCAAGAGACUAUGGGGCGUUCAUAUGCCGUACCUGAUGAGAUCGAUGAGGCAGAUUUGGAAGCUGAACUCCAAGCAUUAGAUGUCGAAACGGAAGAGGAUCCAUCUGCUUAUUUGGAUACCGUCCCAGAUUUCCUUGAUGAAGCUCCAAUAGCGGAACCAAAAGAAUCUCAAAAGGCAGCAGUAACGAACACUUGAGGUUGAAUGGUCCAAAGGGACGUAAUUGUUUGCACUACAAACGGACUUAAAACAAACUUUAGAUACAUUCACAUAAUAACUGUAUAUUUGUUCCACGAUGAAAAACCCGGCGACGAGGUCAGGAGUUGAUCCAACCGCGUCACUGAUCACUGCCGAUGAUGCGGAAAGGUUGCAGUAUCAUCCACUGUUGACAAUCUGAAAAAGUAAAAGCUCGAUUUAGCCACAUCCCCAGCAGAAAACCAAAAAUCAAUUGGGGUGAAAACCGCCCGCCACAACUGAAGCGAAGGGAACUCAGAUACCGCUGUAGUCUAGUGUUUUUCAGCACGAUAUAUAUAUCUGCUCAGCUGAUGAAUGUAUCAUCACCGUUCGUUCGCGAGUGUGUGGAGGGGGUUGCUUAUUGUAAGAAGUGCAUGGGGCCAGACUGAACACUUACCUCGAUAUAACGAGAAGUGGUGGGAAGAAGUGCAAGAGAACUGAAGAGAAAUUUCUUC
Messenger RNA from Cantharellus anzutake, 1169 nucleotides. RefSeq names its product vacuolar protein sorting-associated protein 60. Bases 49 to 678 code for a protein of 209 amino acids. Gene Ontology annotation, cellular component: multivesicular body. Lineage: Eukaryota; Fungi; Basidiomycota; Agaricomycetes; Cantharellales; Hydnaceae. The transcript is spliced from 9 exons. Gene Ontology annotation, biological process: vesicle budding from membrane; late endosome to vacuole transport via multivesicular body sorting pathway. The record is from RefSeq and is a predicted model, not a curated record.